GUUCAGUCUUUCGGAGGCCUUCGAGCGCGCGCGACAACGCAGCUAUUGUACGCGAGACUCUCGCGGCCACGUUCCUCUCGUGUGUGUAUAUUUUUUUAUUCGGUGUAUACAUACGUCCGCGAUUUUCCGUGAUUCACCGUCGCAGUGAUUUCUUUCCGAGCUACCGAGUGUGGCAAUCGAUCCAACUUGAUUUUUAACGAUCGACCUAUGUUCACGACGUCUCUUUUUUAUUACAAUACACACACAGAGAGACGUAUCCCUCUCGUUAUCUCCGCGAUUACUGUUGUAUCGAGCCGACGAUAAGCUCAGCUCGAAUUGCAAUAAGUUUUUCUCUAUGAUAAAGGCGAGAGAGAGAGAGAGAAAAAAGCGAAGAGCGCGUGUACAGCCGCUCUCGAAACGCAGUAUAUGUAACUCGAUAGAAAAGAUGAUCGUCGCACGAUAAUUACACAAUCGCGCAGUCGGAUUCAGUGACUUGUGUAAGUAGCCGCGUGUGCAGUUUGAGAUUUUGCGGCCGUAUAGUUGCAGCGUUCAGUGUGGCGGUGGUGUGUGUGUGUGUGAUAUCGUUAAAUAGGUGAAAAAGCCGCACGCAUGUGGCGGCGCCGGUACCAGGAUACAGGCAGAUCCUCGUCCUCGUCGUCAUGUCCACGUCGUCGAGCAGCAGUGGCCUCGAGCGCGUUCAGUACAGCGCAGAUCGAGUGCAUCGGGACAACCUGAAAAGCGCGGAGAGCAUCGGAGGCGGCGGUAGGCGCAGCACCAUGAAGCCGAACUCGGCGUACGUGCCGCACAAUCGACUCUCGAGAUACUUGGCUGCGCUAUCAAGUCUUGCCCUAGUCAGGUUCAAAAGUGCUCUGGGCUCGGAGCUUCCGCUCGACAAGAUCGGAUUGUUCUCCAGCGCGUCGUUCAGGUGGCUGAACGAGUAUCUCUACGCGGGAUACAAGAACGGAAUGAAGGACAAGACGCUGCCGAGCUUGUCGCACAGGGAGACCUGCAAUGAUAAUGGGCCUAGAUUGGAGGGUUUGCUGCACGCGCACUUCGUGGAAAAAGGUCAGGCAGGCGCGUCGAUUCCCCAGGUGGCAUGGCACUUCGUCCGCACUCGAGUCAUCAUCGGUUCCAUAAUCUACUUCGUCGGCAGCAUCAUCUCUCUAGCGGGACCGAUUUUCGUUCUGCGCGAGAUAGUCCGAGCGACCGAAGAGCGUAACGCCAUCAACACUGCUCUGUCCCACGUGAACAGAACGAUCGUGAUCAACGACACCGAAGUCAACGACACUUUCAGGGAAGUUUUUAGAACGAAGGAGAGCGAGAUCGUCAUGGACGAGAUAAUAAUCUUCAGCCACACAGGACUGCUCAUCUUCAUCGAGGUCGUCUCGCAGUUCCUCGUCUCCUGGAGCUCGUCCCUCAAUCUCAGAACGGCCUGUCGACUACGCUCGGCCUGUCUGGCGGUCUCCUACAAGAAGCUCCUUCGAUCGUCGCUGAGAUGCUCCACGACUGCGCAGCAGACGCUCACCUACUUCGUCCCGGACAGCGAGGUGCUCCACGAGCUUAUCGGCUUGGGACCGGUCGUCGUCACCGGGCCUACCGUACUCCUGCUCGUUUCGGGCUUCACUUGGUUCGCCCUGGGGAACUGGGCCCUCUUUGGCAUACUUUUGGUCGUCCUGCUGUAUUCCUGUCUGAUUAUUGCCGCGUACUUCACCAAGGCUUUCGCCGCCAGGGCGAUCGAGUAUUCCCUGAGGAGGAUGUCAUUGGUCGAAGAGUUCGUCAAUAACAUCCAGAUGGCUAAGAUCACCCUCUGGGAUCAGCAUUUUCAAUCCAGGAUCAAGGACAUCCGAGCUCGAGAGUUAGCCGAGAUGCAGUUCGGCGGUUUCAGCGAGGGCUGCGGCCUGUCGAUGAUCCACAUGAUCCCGGUCUUCGCCGUGUCUACCAUAACACUCGUCAGCCUUCUAAUCGAGAAGCAGAUAUCCUUCGUCGAGUACGUUCCGGUGCUGGUGCUAUUUCUGGUAAACCUGAAGCACUGCAUCCGCACGAGCUGGAUGGCACUGAGCAGUAUCUCGAGGGGUCUGGCUUUUCUCAACAAGCUGAAGAGUAUCCUGAUCCUGCAGGAGGCCGAUCGGUUUCUAGAUAAGCCGAUCGAUCGGAAUUUCGCCAUCAUCAUUCACAACGGACACUUCACGUGGUCGAAGAGCAAGGCACUUGCUUUGAGCAAAGUCGCCAAACGAUCGUCUCGUUUCUACGUGGACAGCCACGACGGCAACAGCUCGAUCGAGUUCAACUUCCCGAACUCCUUCGUGACGACCCUCUCGGAGAUCGACUUCUACGUGCCCAAAGGCAAGCUCGUCGGUCUCUACGGUCGUCAGGACUCGGGAAAAACCUCCUUCCUCCUGAGUAUAUUGGGACAGCUUCAGUGCGUCGGUGGUACAGUGGCGAUCGACGGCAGUUGCUCCUACGUUCCCAACAAGCCCUGGCUGAUGAUGGACGGUACGGUCAAGGAGAACGUCCUCUUCGGCGAGAGUUUCGAUUCCAGUCGAUACUACCGGACGCUGAGGGCAUCGCAACUGAGCCAGGAUAUCGCUACGAUGCCGGAGAUGGACGAUACCGAUGUCCAGGUCGCCGAACUCGGACCUCUUCAGAGACAGAAGAUCGGCUUGGCUAGAGCUGUGUACGCCCAGAGGGACAUCAACUUGAUGGACGAACCGCUGAAGGAUCUGGAGCCAAGAGAUCGAGUCGAGGUGUUUGAUAAGUGUGUGCUGCAGUUGCUCGCCUCCAAGACUGUUAUCGUGGCCAGCGAUCGGAUCGAGUUGUUGAGCCGAUGCCACGUCGUCUACGUAAUGCAGGAAGGCAAGAUCGUCGAGAGCGGUAGCCACGAGGAGCUGCUUCAGUCGAACAGCCAAUACGCUAGACUCGCCGAGUCUCAGGCGAGAUCGCGUUACAAAAAACUGUCAAAGAGCGGAGAUCUACCGAGCUCCUCGCCCUCGGUCGUGCAGACACCUACUACGCCUAAGGAUUUUUUAUCCAGCUUGGCCGCUUCUUCCUAUGAUAGCGUUCAUAACAACGAUGAAGACGGACGUCCGCUGUACGGCAGGAGCAAUUUCGACUACCCGAUAUUACGCAGCUUCAGCGAAGGUCGACCCAAGACUGGUGUAGGGGUCUAUCUUAAGUAUACCGGUGGAUGGUCCAUUGGCAUCUUGCUAUGCGUCCUCUCUGCCCUCUACGCCUUCGCCAUAGCCAUUGCACCUGUCUGCAUCGUCCACGUCGGACAGAAAACUGUAGAUGACAUGAAGGUGGCAGUUGGACUGCUCGCAACGCUCGUCGGCUUCCUCAUAGUUUGUGGAGCUAUUCUAACGAUCGCUUACAACAAGACUAUUUCCUUAGCGGCAACGAAACUGCACGACUACUGGAUCGAGAGCCUCGGCCGUGCGCAGAUAUCGAUCUUCAGCUCGUCGACGAUCUCCCUCUUACUCAACAUCUGCAGCCUGAAUCUACAAGAAGUCGACUCAAUCCUGCCCAGGUCGAUCAUAACGAUCCUGAUAAACAUCGGCGUGAGUCUUGUCAGUCUGGUAAUCCUAAGCUUGCUCUCGCCGUGGCUGCUACUACCGGUCCUCGCCUUCGUCAUCGUAUCCAUGAUAUUCAGCGUCUACGUUCGAGGCGCAGUUUUGUGCCUUCACGAGCUGAAGGUCAGCUCGGCGACGCUGGUACUGAACCACAUUGGAAAUGCGGUUCAAGGUCGUGCCACUAUUCAGGCGUUUUCCAAAGAGAAGGAGUUCGCUAAGAAGUACUAUAAGCUGUUUAAUGAGAACUCGACGUACGACUUUAUGCUGUACGCGACGAGGCUCUGGUUGGAGUUUCGAUUAAAAUUGUUGUCAGUUCUAGUCCUGAGCGCCGUGAUAUUCGUGAGUGAGCUGUUGUACAGCGGCGUAAGUAACUUGCCGCAGCUGAGUCUCGCCUACAUCUGCACGAUGCAGUUGACGCUUAGCGUAUUACAUACCAUCGGGGCGAUCAACAACGUCUACACGAGUCUUAUGGCGCUCAACAGCGUUGAUCACUACAUGAAGACUAUACCAAAGGAAAGAGAGGGCACAGCCCGGCUGUCCAGCAUGUGGCCAACGGACGGCAGUUUGGAAUUCCGCAAUGUUCUGCUCUUCGACCGCGAGGAGUCAAUGAGGAAGCCCCUCACAUUCGCUCUCGCCUCUGGCGACAAUCUCGCGGUGAUCUCGUCGCAGGCGGAAGCUCGGGCGGCCUUCGUGUCGGCUCUAUUUAGGUUUGCGGAGCUACCGGCCGGUGAAAUCUUCAUCGGCGGCACGAGUAUCUCCCAAGCACCGCUGCACAUACUCAGAAGAUGUAUCUGUUUUAUACCUGGUAACCCGAUGCUCUUCAAUGGGACCAUAAGGCAUAAUCUAGAUCCAUCCGCAGAAAUGGCUGACCAGUCGCUGAUGAGGGUCUUGCAGAAGGUACAACUGUGGGAGAAGGUGUCGAAAAUGCCUGAUAAGCUCGUCAGCGAUUCCUGUCACCUCUUCACCGUCUACGAGAAGGUUCUGAUAUUCUUGGCCCGUGCUUUGCUCAACGAGCGCACGAAGAUUAUCAUACUGGAAGAUCCCGAGGUCGACGUCUUGAACGACCGGAGCGAUGUGCUCGAGGUCGUUCUGCGAAGCGUCUUUGCCGAUUACACCGUGAUCAGGCUCUCUAGUCACAGAAUUCGUUCCUGUCAGAAGUUUUUGACCCUUGACGACGAGCUGGAAGAUUAUAACUCGGACCAAGGUUCCUCGACCCUUUCCCAGGUCACCACGACUACCGAACUUUACACUGCGAUACCUGCCCACAUCGGCGUCUCAUCCGACGGAAUGAGCUCGGAAACGAUGUGAGAAGUCAUACGAAUUCAUUAUUCCGGCUACGUUCUAUUACAAAAAGAAUCCAAAUAUUUUUUACAUCAUGUGUAUAAUAUAGAUUUUAUUUUCCAAGUGUAUAAAGACAAUAUAUGGUAGUCACAUAGCUGCGCGCAUAUAGAGGAAGAGGAAACCAAACGACUUGGUGCCUCGUAGUAUCGCGAAGUUUUGGCUGGCUUUGAGUCUUAUCAAUAAGUCAAAUAAAAAAGAUAAAGUCUAUAAUCAAAGACCCGUAAAAACGAAUUAAUAAAUCUAUUUGUGGAAGAUAAUUUUACACAUAAAGGGAAAGAGAGUCGACAGUCUCUUAUUCAGAGCGAGCGCAGUGCGCGCCCAUUAGCUCUCGGUCAGACUUGUUUGACUUCGCCGCUGCAGUGUGGACAGCAGGCCAUGUUGGCCAGAUUUGCGGAUGAUGAUCCGGAGGGCAGGAACAUGCGUCCACCCACGGCUACGGCUGCGCCCAUCACUGCGCUACAUGCCGCGUCCUGGCGACCCGACAUUAGCAGGUUCGGGGUCAUCAGUAGCUGCAACAAAAUCAAUUUAAUUUGUUAUAGAUGUACCUAUUAUUGUCAUUUUGUUUUAUUUUAUUGUAGUGCGUUAACAGAGAGGCUAUUUUUUGUGCAUAAUAAAGAGCAUAUUUUUACACUUGA
This is a messenger RNA of Nasonia vitripennis (jewel wasp), 5521 nucleotides long. Its product is annotated as multidrug resistance-associated protein 9. NCBI's taxonomy places the organism in Eukaryota, Metazoa, Arthropoda, Insecta, Hymenoptera, Pteromalidae. Gene Ontology annotation, biological process: transmembrane transport. The record is from RefSeq and is a predicted model, not a curated record. The coding region runs from base 639 to 4853 and encodes 1404 amino acids. Gene Ontology annotation, cellular component: membrane. The transcript has 25 exons. Gene Ontology annotation, molecular function: ATP binding; ABC-type transporter activity; ATP hydrolysis activity.